GCAUACAACCACGUCACAACCAACAACAUCCUAGGUAUACACAACCUUUCUCACACCGACACGAACACCUCAAACCACAUCAGUCCCAUUAGCGCAUUGAACCUCUUCCUCCACCACCAAAAUGCCAGGCUUCACUCAAGCCAACGAGCUUCCAGCAUGGAAGUCCCUCAUGGAGCACCACGACAAACUCGGCCGUGGAAUGGUCCUCAAGGCGGAAUUCGAAAAGGACCCCAACCGCUUCAACAAAUACUCCCGCACCUUCCACAACGAAGCCGACGGCAGCGAUCUUCUCUUCGAUUUCAGCAAAAACUUCCUCGCCGAUGAUACCCUCCCUCUGCUGGUCAAGCUUGCUGAGGAAGCCAAGGUGGAAGAGCUGCGCGACGACAUGUUCAAGGGCGAGAAGAUCAACUUUACAGAAGGUCGUGCCGUCUACCACGUCGCACUCCGCAAUGUCAAGAACGAGCCAAUGCAGGUCGACGGAAAGAGCGUGAUCGAGGAUGUCAACAGUGUGCUGGACCAUAUGAAGGAGUUUUCCGAGCAGGUUCGCAGUGGUGAGUGGAAGGGUUACACUGGAAAGGCAAUCAACACCAUUGUCAAUGUUGGAAUUGGAGGUUCCGACUUGGGUCCCGUCAUGGUCACCGAGGCGUUGAAGCCGUAUGGAAAGCAGGGCAUGAAGCUCCACUUCGUCAGCAACAUCGACGGCACUCACAUGGCCGAAGCUCUCAAGGACAGCGAUCCUGAAACCACCCUCUUUCUGGUCGCAUCAAAGACUUUCACCACCGCCGAAACCGUCACAAACGCCAACACCGCAAAGAACUGGUUCCUCAAGUCUGGCAGCCAGAGCGAUAUUGCCAAGCACUUUGUCGCCUUGUCCACCAACACAUCAGAGGUGGAGAAGUUUGGUAUUGACAGCAAGAACAUGUUUGGCUUCAGCGACUGGGUUGGUGGAAGAUACUCUGUCUGGUCUGCGAUCGGUCUCUCCGUGGCCAUCUACAUCGGCUUCGACAAUUUCAAGGAGUUCCUUGCCGGUGCCAACGCCAUGGACCACCACUUCCGAACCGCCCCUCUCGACCAGAACAUCCCUGUGAUCGGCGGUCUCCUCAGCGUGUGGUACUCCGACUUCUUCGGCGCGCAGACCCAUCUCGUCGCACCCUUCGACCAAUACAUGCACCGCUUCCCCGCCUACCUCCAACAACUCUCCAUGGAAUCCAAUGGCAAGGCUAUCACCCGCAGCGGAGACUAUGUCAAGUACACCACCGGCGCCAUCCUCUUCGGAGAACCCUGCACCAACGCCCAACACUCCUUCUUCCAACUCCUCCACCAAGGCACAAAACUCAUUCCCACCGACUUCAUCCUCGCCGCAAAAUCCCACAACCCGAUUGAAAACAACAAACAUCAACACAUGCUGGCUUCCAAUUACUUCGCUCAAGCGGAGGCCUUGAUGAUCGGCAAGACCCCCGACACGGUGAAAGAUGAAGGCGCCGCUACCGAGUUGGUUCCACACAAAGUCUUCCUCGGCAACCGCCCAACCACCAGCAUCCUCGCGGAGAAAAUCACCCCCGGUACCCUCGGCGCGUUGAUCGCCUACUACGAACACGUUACCUUCACCGAAGGCGCCAUCUGGAAUAUCAACUCUUUCGAUCAGUGGGGUGUUGAGCUCGGCAAGGCGCUGGCGAAGAGUAUCCAGGCUGAACUCGAUGCUCCCGGUCAGAGCAGUGAGAAGCACGACUCCAGCACGAGUGGGUUGAUUAAUGCGUUCAAGAAGAUGGGUGGGAUCCCAUGAAUGCAUGAUGGUGUUGAAGAGAGGGAGGAUGAGGGGAAGAGGGUGAAGGAGAAACUUUAGCGGGUUGAGGGGUGAGGAAGGGGUGGUUGAGAAAGCUUGGAGAGGAGGUGUAU
This is a messenger RNA of Zymoseptoria tritici IPO323, 1896 nucleotides long. It is a transcript of the gene PGI, whose product is annotated as glucose-6-phosphate isomerase. NCBI's taxonomy places the organism in Eukaryota, Fungi, Ascomycota, Dothideomycetes, Mycosphaerellales, Mycosphaerellaceae. The transcript has 4 exons. Gene Ontology annotation, cellular component: cytosol. The coding region runs from base 122 to 1783 and encodes 553 amino acids. Gene Ontology annotation, molecular function: monosaccharide binding; carbohydrate derivative binding; glucose-6-phosphate isomerase activity. The record is from RefSeq and is a predicted model, not a curated record. Gene Ontology annotation, biological process: glucose 6-phosphate metabolic process; glycolytic process; gluconeogenesis.